Messenger RNA from Haemonchus placei, 213 nucleotides. Lineage: Eukaryota; Metazoa; Nematoda; Chromadorea; Rhabditida; Trichostrongylidae. The record is from the annotation of a GenBank genome assembly.
AUGAAAAGAGUAGGGGUCAAGUGCCUCGAUGUCGGCUCGCGGAUCCUAGCAGGAAGUCUGACUCUGCGGGGUGCUGCUGAAGCACUGGCCAUCUUCGAGAACUUUGCUGUUGGCUCAGAGUACUCGAGAGAGAACACGUCACUAGUAUACUACAAAGGUCUUCAAGAAUAUUUGAUCACAAAGACAAAGAGGCAGAUGCUUGAUGGGAAGUAA